AUGUGCACGCACACUCAGGCAGUCACGGUGGCCAUGGCCAGACGGACGUGGUUGGCGACCACCAGUUGGUUGUUUCGCGUUUACAGGCCAACCUCUUCAACUCGUUCAGACGCAAACGGUUCGGGCUUCGCCGUUUCGCUCGCCCAAUCCCGCAGAUGGAGCGGACGCAAACUCGAAGGGAGAAAAGAUUCGGUCUGCUAA
Molecule: messenger RNA, 201 nt
Organism: Protopolystoma xenopodis
Lineage: Eukaryota; Metazoa; Platyhelminthes; Monogenea; Polystomatidea; Polystomatidae
Source: the annotation of a GenBank genome assembly